CUCAAUAGGAUUCAGGUCAGGACUUGGACUAGGCGACUCCAAAGUCUUCAUUUUGUUUUUCUUCAGCGAUUCAGAGGUGGACUUGCUGGUGUGUUCUGCAGAGCCCAAGUUGGUGUCAACUUGAGGUCAGCAACAGAUGGCCGGACAUUCUCCUUCAGCAUUUUUUGGUAGACAGCAGGAUUCCUGGUUCCAUUUAUCACAAAUAUGUCCAGACUCCUCCUCUUUAUGAUAAUGUGACAGGAGCAUCUCCAGCUCAGAGACGAGCCUCCAUUCCGAAUCAAGUAUGUGAUCUCUUUUAUCCUUUCAUCCUCUCAUCUUGGUCGAUGAACUUCAUCCCUCCCACAGAGCCUUCACGCCGCGGCAAAGUUACUUUCUUUCACUUAAAAGUUUACUUUUUUUUCCUCCGAUAAUUCCACCGACCGGAAUGGCAACGACAACUCCGGCCGCUCCAACGCUGCUCCCCGUGGCUCCGCUCGGCCACCACCCGGCGCCGAGUUCCGCUUCACCGGCCACUCACUCACCGCCACCCGCGGCCACCUCCGCCACUUCCUCCCCGGCUCCUCCGGCGGCGCGCCCGACGCUGCUCCACCAUUUCCGGGCGGAUCUCUUACUCUCGAACGGGACCCAGCUGAAGGUUGGCCCGUUGUCCGGUGCUCCCAGCAAGCCCGUGUACGCCACGCCGUCGCCGGUGGAGAGCACGCCGCAGAACAACGAGUGCAGGCUGGUGGAGGUGAAGGGGGCUAAGCUGGCGUCGUUCACCGUGAAAGAUACGGAGCUCAUUUGCCUGCCGCAGGCCUUCGACGUGUUCCUCAAGCACCUCGUCGGCGGGCUCCACACGGUCUACACCAAACUCAAGCGGCUGGACAUCACGCCAGUGGUGUGCAACGUGGAGCAGGUCCGGGUGCUCCGGGGACUGGGGGCCAUCCAGCCCGGCGUCAACCGCUGCAAACUCAUCUCCAGACAGGACUUCGAGACGCUCUAUAACGACUGUACCAAUGCGAGUUCAAGGCCCGGACGACCGCCCAAGAGGCUGCAGACUGUGACCGAGGGCGGAACUCACCACAUGCUGUCCCACAGCGGUCUGAUGCACGCCGGGAUCAUGCCUCCAGCAGAUUUGUCCGCCUUGGCGAAGAAGAUCAAGCUGGAGAUGGGCGGUUACCACAGCAACCAACAACAUCAUGGCGGCCCCAAUGGAGAGAAUGGCGAUCACAGUCCCGGAUUGGUUCUGGACCAGUUGCCCUUCAUGAUGAUGUCACAUCCUCUGAUCCCGGCCAGUCUGGCGCCUGCCUCCGUUUCCAUGGCGAUGGGCCAAAUGAACCGACUGAGCACGCUGGCCAGCAUUGCCAACAUGGCGCAGCUCCACGCCAGCCCCGCCGCCCGGGCCCCCGCCUCCGUCAUUAAGGAGCGCAUGCACGACAGCCCCUCCCCUUCCCCCUCGCUGGAAGAAGCUCAGAUGUCAUCCAAUCACAGCAGCAGCGUGUCCAGUUCGCCCUCUCACACAGAACGGCCGACAGAGAACAUACACCAACUCCAUGAUGGCGUCACAUUAAGUCACUGUGUGUUAGCACAGUCCGGCAUCAGAGAGUCAGACUCGAUGGAAUACGGCAAGGAAAGCAAGCGGGGACGCACUGACAAAGAAUCCAACUCCGCUGAUAGACAAGUCUACCAGAACCCCCCACCGAGCUGCGAGAAGGCGCCUUACCCUGCGGGACAGAAGCUCCCAGCAGGUCUCCACCACGCUCCCUUCAUCUUCCCGGAAGGCUUGUCCUCCAUAGAGACCCUGCUCACCAACAUCCAGCAGGGUCUGCUGAGGGUUGCCAUAGAGAACGCCCGGGCGCAGGAGAAGCAGGACCACCUGGAGAGGACGGAGCUGAAGAUGGAGCUGGUUCGAGAGCGGGAGCUCCGGGAGACGCUGGAGAGGCAGCUGAGCGUGGAGCAGAAAAACAGAGUUCUCAUCCAGAAGCGUCUGAAGAAGGAAAAGAGGAGUAAGAGGAGACUUCAGGAGGCCUUGGAGGAGGAGGUGAAGCUACGAGAUCAGGCCGAGCACGGCUUGAUGCACGCCGCCAACACGCUCGCAGAGUGCGCGACCCAGGACGCGGACGGGAGCGAGCACGAGGACAGCAGGAUGGACACCAAGGCCACAGUGCAAGAGGGCAGAGUGUUCCUGCAGACAGCUGGGAUGUACUGAAGAGACGCGUUUCCACUCUUCUCGCCUUUUAAUUUAUUGCAUUUAUCACCAAAUCCUGGACCCUAGUUGAGAACCUUUCUUCCGAUGAUGUGUGGGUUUGUUUUUUUUUCCCUUUCCCAUCGUUGUUUUUUGUCUGGACACAAGUGAUCAGUGUAACACAACUGUGUACAUAUCUAGUCAUGGCUUUUGUUGUUAUUAUGAUGAUUAUUAUCAGAAAAGGCAUGUUGUAUAGUCAGUACAUGUACGGUGUGUGUAACGCAGUAGGGCAGUUUGACACAAACAAUACAAAUACUUUUUAUUAUUAAAGUGUCGUUUUGGAGUCUUUUUUUUCCCUUUCUUGAGAGCUAACGCACAAAAAAGAGGAUUCAUUUCAGGAGGGAUUUCGUCAGCUUUUUCUUUUUCUAACUGUGCUUUAUUCAUAGCUUCUGUCAAGGGGAUCCAAAGUCCGGCUCGUUCAUCGUUGCAAAAUAGAAUGAAAAUUGACACAUAAAAUUAACGCUAAAGCUAAUCGCUGUUUGCUUGAUCUGUAGCAAAAAGGCUGAUUUUUAUUUCAAUCUAGUCAACUGUAGCACAUUUUUGCCCUGCAGUCUGAAGAAUAUCAAAGACUUUGACCGUUAGGAUGAGAACUCGGCGAGGGACGAUGCGCUGCCGGCCCCCAAAAUAGAUGAACGACGUUCCUCGACAGUUGAAUAAAAGUUGCACGCAUGGAGA
Messenger RNA from Dunckerocampus dactyliophorus (ringed pipefish), 2899 nucleotides. RefSeq names its product dachshund c (gene dachc). The record is from RefSeq and is a predicted model, not a curated record. The transcript is spliced from 12 exons. Lineage: Eukaryota; Metazoa; Chordata; Actinopteri; Syngnathiformes; Syngnathidae. Bases 425 to 2188 code for a protein of 587 amino acids.